Eriocheir sinensis (Chinese mitten crab) is the source of this 705-nucleotide messenger RNA. RefSeq names its product histone H2A-like. Gene Ontology annotation, cellular component: nucleosome. Gene Ontology annotation, molecular function: structural constituent of chromatin; DNA binding; protein heterodimerization activity. The record is from RefSeq and is a predicted model, not a curated record. NCBI's taxonomy places the organism in Eukaryota, Metazoa, Arthropoda, Malacostraca, Decapoda, Varunidae.
CACUCACUGUCGACAUGUCUGGACGCGGCAAGGGAGGAAAGGUGAAGGGGAAGUCAAAGUCCCGCUCCAGCCGUGCCGGCCUGCAGUUCCCCGUGGGCAGGAUCCACCGUCUCCUGAGGAAGGGCAACUACGCCGAGCGCGUGGGCGCCGGCGCCCCCGUGUACCUGGCGGCCGUCAUGGAGUACCUGGCCGCCGAGGUGCUCGAGCUGGCCGGCAACGCGGCCCGCGACAACAAGAAGACCCGCAAUCCCCGCCACCUGCAGCUGGCCAUCCGCAACGACGAGGAGCUGAACAAGCUCCUCUCCGGCGUCACCAUUGCCCAGGGAGGUGUGCUGCCUAACAUCCAGGCGGUGCUCCUGCCCAAGAAGACCGAGAAGAAGUAAUCGCCCUCGGCCUUUCAGGGACGACAAUUCAGUACCGUUUAAUCCGGCUCCCCUUGGGAGCCACACCCUUUUCCAAAAAGAGACUUCUGGACACACACCCUCAACUACAUAGUGACAUUCCUAGGUCAAUUCCUGCUGAUAUUACUAGGAAGAAGACCCUCAGUCAUGACAACAAUUAACAACCCCCACGUCUGGCAGGCUUCCCACACUUAGUUUGUUUGUUUGUUUUCUUCACGGCAGGUAAGGGACUCCUCUGCUGACAACGACGAUAACAACAAUUAACCCACAAGACAUAACAUAACAAAUAAAAAAAAACGCAAAA